AUGGCAACACUGCGGACAUUAUUGGAAAGGUUUAUAAACAACGAGAACCUACCGGCGCGCCUACCACUGGACGGCGUGAAAGUGCACUUCUCUUAUCCAAAUACAAAAUGGUGCGGACCCGGCAAUACGGCCCAGACCUACGAUGACCUAGGUGCCGAUUAUGAGACUGACACGUGCUGUCGCGAUCAUGAUCAUUGCGAUAUCAACGUGUCACAGGGCAAUGUCGUGUGCGGUGUGGUUAACCCAGGCUUGUUCUCCAUGUAA
Molecule: messenger RNA, 264 nt
Organism: Medioppia subpectinata
Lineage: Eukaryota; Metazoa; Arthropoda; Arachnida; Sarcoptiformes; Oppiidae
Source: the annotation of a GenBank genome assembly